This is a messenger RNA of Agrilus planipennis (emerald ash borer), 1085 nucleotides long. RefSeq names its product eukaryotic translation initiation factor 3 subunit G-like. NCBI's taxonomy places the organism in Eukaryota, Metazoa, Arthropoda, Insecta, Coleoptera, Buprestidae. Gene Ontology annotation, molecular function: translation initiation factor activity; RNA binding. The coding region runs from base 131 to 1009 and encodes 292 amino acids. Gene Ontology annotation, cellular component: eukaryotic translation initiation factor 3 complex; cytoplasm. The transcript is spliced from 2 exons. The record is from RefSeq and is a predicted model, not a curated record.
CCUCCCAUCACCUCCCAUACUCCCAUAGAUUAUGAACCUCCUUAAACUUUAGGAUAGUUGUUUAUCCGAUUUACAUUUUUAUUAGAAGUAAAAUUUUACCACUUGUAAUAUUUCCAAUAAUUGAUUAAUUAUGCCUGUUGCUGAAGAAAUAAAGUCAAGUUGGGCAGAUGAAGUUGAAUUAGAAGGUGGAACCCUUCAACCUACAACUGAAAUACGUGAAAAUGGAUUGAAGAUUAUUACCGAAUACAAGUACAAUGAUGACGGCAAGAAGGUAAAGAUUGUACGAACCUAUAAAAUUGAAAAGCGUGUUGUUUCCAAAAGCAUUGCUAAACGAAAGACUUGGGCUAAAUUUGGAGAAGCUGCUGGUGAUAAACCUGGACCAGAUCCAGCCACUACAAUAGUUGGUGAAGAUGUCUACAUGCAAUAUGUUACCAGCAAAGAAGACGAGAAUAAGGUUGAAGAUGACUCAGGCAUAGAUAAAUUAAAAGCUAUGGGUGACAAAAAUAUGGUAAAAUGCCGUACAUGUAGUGGUGAACACUGGACUUCAAAAUGUCCAUGGAAGGAUACCGUUCUUCAAGGUGGCAAACUUCCUGGAGAAGCAGAGAAGAAGCCGGCAGCUGUUGAUAGCUCCAAAUCAUCUGCAACUGGGCCUGGUGGAACCAGUGGUUCUAAGUACAUUCCUCCAAGUAUGAGAGAUGGUGGAGCAAGAAGAACAGAAGGAAGUACAAUGAAUCGUAGUCGUGAUGAUGCUUCUGCAAUUAGAAUAUCAAACCUCAGUGAGUCAACAACAGAAACUGAUCUUGAAGAACUGGUUAAACCAUUUGGCCCAAUCCAAAAAUUAUAUUUGGCAAAAGAUAAAGUUACUGGACAGUGCAAAGGAUUUGCUUAUAUUCACUUUAAAUUUCGUAAUGAUGCUGCAAAGGCUAUAGCUACUUUAAAUGGCUAUGGUUAUGAUUAUCUUAUUUUGAAUGUUGAUUGGUCAAAACCACCAACUCAUUCAAAUCAGUAAGUUUAAGGGCACAUAAAAAUACACUCAAAAUGUUAGUUUUAUGAGUUUUGUUGUGUGAAUAAAAGUUUAAAACAAG